This is a messenger RNA of Coniophora puteana RWD-64-598 SS2, 4908 nucleotides long. RefSeq names its product myosin 5. Gene Ontology annotation, cellular component: myosin complex; actin cytoskeleton; cytoplasm. Bases 1 to 4908 code for a protein of 1635 amino acids. The transcript is spliced from 15 exons. The record is from RefSeq and is a predicted model, not a curated record. Gene Ontology annotation, biological process: vesicle transport along actin filament; actin filament organization. Lineage: Eukaryota; Fungi; Basidiomycota; Agaricomycetes; Boletales; Coniophoraceae. Gene Ontology annotation, molecular function: ATP binding; microfilament motor activity; actin filament binding.
AUGGCCGACAUGAUAUAUAGCAAGGGGACAAGGGUCUGGUUUGAGGACAAGGACCAGGCCUGGAUCUCCGCAGAAGUAACCACAGUCACCAAAGGCCAGGACGGCACCGUAAAGCUCACCUUCGUCGAUGAACGCGGCAAGGAGACUACGAUUGACACGACCAGCCAAGAUAUCAAAGACGGCAAAGGCAGUUUACCCCCACUCCGUAACCCACCUCUCCUCGAAACUGCCGAUGAUCUAGCGACCCUCUCCCAUCUCAAUGAACCUUCUGUACUACACACCAUCCGAAAUCGAUAUGCCCAACACUCCAUCUACACCUACUCUGGCAUCGUCUUGAUUGCUGUUAAUCCCUUCCAACGUGUCACUCUCUAUGGUCCUGAGAUUAUCCAGGCGUAUAGCGGCAAGAAAAGGGGUGAACUUGAACCUCACUUGUUCGCUAUUGCGGAGGACGCGUACACUGCGAUGAGUCGAGAGGGUAUGGGUCAAACCAUUAUCGUCUCCGGAGAGAGUGGUGCAGGCAAGACUGAGUCGGCCAAGUUUAUAAUGCGAUACCUUGCAUCGGUGAAUCCCCCAGGUUCAGACGCUCUCGCGCGGACCAAAUUAUCUCUGGACGAGUCGAGUGAAAUUGAACGUCAAAUACUUGCUACGAACCCCAUCUUAGAAUCUUUCGGAAACGCUAAGACGACUCGCAAUGAUAACUCAUCUCGGUUUGGAAAAUAUAUCCAGAUUCUUUUCGAUGGUAAGCAAGAAAUCGUUGGGGCGCGCAUUCGUACAUACCUUCUCGAACGCUCUCGGAUUGUCUUCCAACCACUCACCGAGCGGAAUUACCACAUCUUCUAUCAGCUGUGCAGUGGUGCACCUAUCAAAGAACGCAAAGACCUUGGGCUGGACACCGAUAUCACCAAAUUCCAUUAUCUCAAGCAGGGAGGCCCAACAUCUACGCCUAUUGCAGGUGUAGACGAUACCGAGGAAUUCCGCGCCACCCAACAAGCUUUAUCUACUGUCGGUAUCAGUAUAGACAAGCAAUGGGCUGUGUUCCGUCUAUUAGCUGCUCUGUUGCAUCUUGGUAAUAUCAAGAUCUCUCAAACGCGCAAUGACUCCAACAUCGACGACGGCGAUCCCGCAUUGCUCCUUGCUACCCGCUUCCUUGGUGUUACCCUCGCCGACUUCAAAAAGUGGACCGUCAAAAAGCAGAUUGUGACUCGUUCGGAGAAGAUCGUAACCGCAUUAAACGCCGCUCAGGCGACAAUCGUCCGGGACAGUGUCGCCAAAUUCGUCUAUGCAUGCUUGUUUGAGUGGCUUGUGGCCAUUGUGAAUGAGAGUUUGGCUGGAGAACAUGGUGACGCGGCUGAACGAGCGGAGAUGUUCAUCGGUGUGCUUGAUAUAUAUGGUUUUGAGCAUUUCCAAAAGAACUCCUUCGAGCAGUUCAGUAUUAAUUACGCCAAUGAAAAGCUUCAGCAAGAGUUCAACUCGCAUGUCUUCAAACUCGAGCAAGAAGAAUACGUAAAGGAGCAGAUCAACUGGACUUUCAUUGAUUUCUCUGACAACCAACCCUGUAUUGACGUUAUCGAAGGCAAACUCGGCGUCUUGGCGCUACUGGACGAGGAAUCACGGCUGCCCUCUGGAAGCGACGCGUCCUUCUUGCAGAAGCUCAAUUCUCAACUCCUCAAGCCAGCGAACAAAAACGUCUUUAAGAAACCGCGGUUCGGAAACUCUGCUUUUACCAUUGCGCACUACGCGUUGGACGUCUCGUACGAGGUAGAUGGCUUCCUUGAAAAGAAUAGGGAUACUGUCCCCGAUGAACAUAUGGAGUUGUUGGCCUCCACCAAAAACCCGUUCCUUAAGGAAAUUCUAGAUGUUGCUCUCGGAUCGAUCAAGAGUACAGACAAGAGCACAGAUACCCCCCAUCCUGGCUCCCCCGUGCCUUCCGACUCGGGCAGUGGAGGUUCCCGGCGAUCUUCUAUCAUCCCAGACCCAGGGCGUACUUCACUCGUUAGCGCGGCUUCUUCAGCCUCGGGACCGAAGAAGCCCGGUGCCUCGAUCAAGAAGCCUACACAGGGUUCGAUUUUCAAGGCUUCGCUCGUUACGUUGAUGGAGACGUUGAGUAUCACCAAUGUGCACUACAUUCGAUGCAUCAAGCCCAAUGAGGCGAAGCGCCCUUGGGAGUUUUCUGCUCAACAAGUUCUGGGACAGCUGCGCGCUUGUGGUGUACUUGAGACAAUUCGUAUUAGUUGUGCCGGAUAUCCUUCUCGUUGGACCUAUGAAGAGUUCGCCGAACGGUAUUACAUGUUGGUACCCUCGUCUGACUGGCGACCCCAGAUCUCGAACUUGGAGCUUAAACCCCUGUGCUCUCUGAUCUUGGACAAGACCAUCAAUGAUCCGGACAAGUACCAGGGUGGUCUCUCAAAGAUCUUCUUUAGAGCUGGCAUGUUGGCAGCAUUAGAGUCGUUACGGUCCGAACGCCUGAACGCUUUGGCUACUAUCAUUCAAAAGAACAUGCGCCGACGCAUGGCUGUCAAGAAAUAUCAGGAACUGAGAAUUGCCACUAUCAAGAUACAGACAUGGUGGCGUGGUAUACAUGCCAGAAGGCUCGUCGAAAACAUACGCAGAACUGCUGCUGCGCAACGCUUGCAGGCUGGCAUUCGCAGGUAUAUCCAGCGAAAGAAGUUCUUGCAGAUUCGCCAGGCUAUCGUUCUUUUCCAGAGCCGUGUCCGUGGAGCCCAAGCUCGCUCGCAAUUCAAGGAGAGUAGGACCGAUCAAGCCGCGCUCACCCUCCAAAGCCUUCUUCGUGGACUACUUGUCCGACGAGUCUUCAAGGCCGACGUCAAACACGUGGUGUAUCUGCAAUCAUGCAUGAGGCGGCGACUUGCCCGUAAGCAGCUCAAAGGGCUCAAAGCCGAAGCUCGCUCUGUUUCCAAAUUCAAGGAAAUCUCGUAUCGCCUUGAGAACAAGGUCGUCGAGCUGACGCAAGCACUCCAAUCACGCACGGAGGAGAAGAAAGCUCUGCAAAUGCGACUUGCAGAACUCGAGCAGCAACUGCAAGUUUGGACUACAAAGCAAGAAGAGUCUGAGGCGAAGGCUAAGUCCUUGCAAGUAGACUUGAGGAAGGCUGAAGUAGAGAUCUCCAAGCAGGCCGAGCUCGUGCAAGCUAAGGCAGAAGUAGAGAAGCGCUUGGAUGAUGCUCUUGCCAAGGCUACUGAGAAGGAGGAAACCAUUCAGAAGCUGACAGACGAGCUACUAGAACAGUCACGCCAACUCGAAUCGCAGCAGAAGGCGCUGGCCAACGUCCCUGUGCGGUCUGUUGAAGACGGUUCGGUCAUUGCCACUCUGAAGAACGAGGUCAGCAGUCUGCGCGAGCAACUUAACCGUGCCAACGCAUACAAUGCCCUCACGAGGGGCUCCAAAUUGGAACCUCCAUCGCCCACCUUCUCACCCGCAUUGCGCACAGGCGAUAGAGAGAAUGGUACUCCUAAUGGUACUCCCCUUGCCACUUCGGUCAAUCGGCAUCUAAGGCGUCACAGCUCUGCCGGUGUCCUUGCUGCUCAGGCUGAUAACCGUACUUCAGCCGACGAGCUCAUGCUUGACGUCAAGAAGAGCCAGGCCCUGAACCCUCGUGCGGUUUCCGUCGCAUACAACGGGGCAGACAACAUUCUAAGGAUGCGGGCCAAUGGCCUUUCUGAUAUCCGGGACUUUGAUGAUCUUGCUGAGGAGAAGAUCAAGUUGCUACAGGAUGUUAAGCAUCUAGAUGAGGAUGUUCUCGUUGGUAUCAUCAAAGGUCUGAAGAUACCUGCGCCGUCGCUGCAAAACCCGUCUGCUGUCAAGGAGAUCCUCUUCCCUGCCAACUUGAUCAGUCUGGUUACGAACGAAAUGUGGAAAUACGGCCUGAUCCCGGAAAGCGAACGAUUCCUGGCCAACGUCAUGGAAGUCAUCCAAGCGCAUGUCAUGUCUUUCCAUGGCGAAGAUGCAAUCAUUCCAGGCAUUUUUUGGCUUUCAAAUGUGCACGAAAUGCUCUCGUUCAUCUGCGUGGCUGAAAGUGACAUGCUUCAAGGCAUCGGUCCCGGAGAAGAAGAAGCCGUCCGACCAUUCGACUGGAACGAUUACGAGCGUCUGGUGACCGUUGUGAAGCAUGACCUCGGCAGUUUGGAGUUCAACAUUUAUCACACUUGGAUGCUCGAAACGAAGAAGCGACUAUCGAAAAUGGUUAUCCCUGCUUUGAUAGAGAGUCAGUCUCUACCAGGCUUUACGACUAGUGAUGGAGGUGGUCGACUGUUCAAUCGCCUCCUCAACUCCAAUGCCCAACCCGCCUUCAGUAUGGACGACAUCCUCAACCUUUUGAACAAAGUUUGGAAGAGUCUGAAGAGUUACUAUGUGGAGGAUUCGGUGGUGCACCAGGUCGUCACCGAGCUGCUUAAGCUGAUUGGCGUUACGAGUUUUAAUGACCUACUUAUGAGAAGGAACUUUUCUUCAUGGAAACGAGCUAUGCAAAUUCAAUAUAAUAUCACGCGUAUCGAGGAAUGGUGCAAGUCGCAUGACAUGCCCGAGGGGACGCUGCAGCUGGAGCACUUGAUGCAAGCCAUCAAACUGUUGCAAUUGAAGAAGGCCACUCCUGCCGACAUUGAGAUCAUCUAUGAUGUAUGCUGGAUGCUGAGCCCGAUGCAAAUACAGCGGAUGUGCACUAAUUACUAUGUCGCCGAAUACGAGAAUCCCAUCUCACCCGAGAUCCUGCGUGUCGUUGCUUCCCGCGUUCAAGCUAACGAUCGCAAUGAUCAUCUUCUUCUUGCUCCCGAGACAGAAGAAGUUGGCCCUUAUGAGCCACCUUUGCCUCGAGAGGUUUCUGGCUUGGAGACAUACGUACCCGCAUAUCUGAAUGUAUCUCACUUGCGUAGACUAGCUGCCCUCGUUGCAUAG